AUGCCUAGUACUGAAGUUAAGAUUCAAGAUAAUAUCCUAGAACAUCCACAAUUAGGAUGCAUACUCAUUGAAAUACAGGGCGAUUUAGAAAUAGAUCUGCAUCAAUUUAAAGAGGAUCCAGAUCGAACCAUGCAAUUUGGUAAAUUAGAAAUAUUAGAUGAUAACCAUGUUGUUUUAUUUAUAGGAAAAAAACAAAGAUUACUUGGUCAUAUAUCGAAAUUAGAUCCACCAGUAGCAUUAUUGAAAUUUUCAAAUUCUACUGAGGCCAUUAACAACAGCAUUAACAACAAUAAACAAAGUAAUGUUGAAAUACUAAGAAUCAUAAAAAAUAAAAUGGUAUUUAGAGAUAGACCAUUGCCCAUCAUGUAA
Messenger RNA from Saccharomycodes ludwigii, 369 nucleotides. RefSeq names its product Ctf8p (gene CTF8). NCBI's taxonomy places the organism in Eukaryota, Fungi, Ascomycota, Saccharomycetes, Saccharomycodales, Saccharomycodaceae. Bases 1 to 369 code for a protein of 122 amino acids. Gene Ontology annotation, biological process: mitotic sister chromatid cohesion. The record is from RefSeq and is a predicted model, not a curated record. Gene Ontology annotation, cellular component: Ctf18 RFC-like complex. The transcript has a single exon.